GCGGUCAGUGGGCGUGGCGUGACCCGCUCUACGUCACGUUUUACGGACUGACUACUGCCCCGGGCAACACUGUGUAACGGCGUAUCCUAGCAACCGGCGUCUCCUGACUUUCCCGGCAUGUCCCGCGGCAGCGCCGUGUAACCGCUGCUGCUGUUAUUAUUAUAGCGGAAUCCGGACAUUGUUUGCGCUGUACUGCUGCCCGGGGGCACUUACCGCGGUGCACACACACAGCCCGGGCCGGCCGUACAGCUGUAACCAUCGCCGCACACAUCGCCAUGCUGCUGCUACACACCGCUAUUCUAUCAGUGAUUACUCCAUGGCCGUCAUCUGACUGCGGGGUAGCCGGUGGCCGGCGUGCGGUGUCCGAGCUGUAGUGUGCGCGUCUGUCUGUACAGUCCCGGGGAGCUCAGACAGGGUCAUUCAAGAUGGCUCCUGCUUUGGAUUGGGGGAAGCUCAUGAAGGUGGAUCCAGAUGUCCUACCUAAUCAAGAAAAAUUAGCAGAUAAAAUGCUGAAAACUUUGACACAGGUUACUAGUGCAGAUUUAAAAGGAGAGGCCAAUGAAAAUAUGAUACAGCUUUUCCGAAUUACACAGUCUUUAAUGAAGAUAAAAUCUCACGAGGUAGAGCUUGCCUUAGAAGAAGCAGAGAAAGCUGGAGAAGAGCAAGCCAAGAAUGAAAACCAAUUAAGAAAUAAAAUUAAGCAGCUGGAAAAUGAAAUAGAGAUGGCACAGCUGUCUACUGGAACCAGAGAUUCACGUUUUUUACGGGAAGAAAUUCGUCAGCUAGAGGAACAGCUGGGGCAGAGAGAGCGUGAACUGAAAGACAUGAGAAAGGAGCUGGAAAAAGAGAAACAAGUUAAUGAAAAACUUGCACUUCGAAAUGAGGAGGCUGAUAAUGAAAACAGCAAGUUAAGAAGAGAGAAUGAACAGCUACGACAAGAUGUUAUAGACUAUCAGAGGCAGAUUGACUCCCAGAGAGAAUCUCUUAUGUCCCGUGGAGACGAACAAGACUACAAGACUCUCAUUUCCAAAAAGAACAUGGAACUUGUACAAUACCUUGAUGAAAUUCAGAGCUUGAAUGAAUCAAAUGAGAGGUUGGAAGUCCAGAACCAGGAAAUGACAAGAAACUUGGAAGAAUCUGUGCAAGAAAUGGAGAAAAUGACUGAUGAGUACAGCAAAAUGAAGCUGAUAGUGCAGCAAAGUGACAGCAUUAUGGACCAACUAAGGAAGGAAAAAGAACACUACCGACUUCAGGUUAUGGAGCUAACAGAGCAGUUAAAGGCCAAGAAUGAGGAAGAUGAUCCGGUUAUGGUAGCUGUAAAUGUAAAAGUGGAGGAAUGGAAGAGGAUCUUGUCGUCUAAAGAUGAAGAGAUUAUGGAGUAUCAACAGAUGGUGCACAACCUAAGAGAGAAACUGAAAGUCGCUCAGUUGGAUGCAGACAAAAGCAGUGUUAUAGCGCUUCAGCAGGGUUUGCAGGAACGAGACAGUCACAUCAAGAUGCUGACUGAUCACUUGGAGCAGCACACUAAGGAAAUGGAUUCACAUUCUCUUCAUAUUGAAGAUCUAAAACGGCAAUUCCAAGCAAAUAUAGGGGACUCCCAGAGAAAUCAGUCUGCCGAACUUCAAACAUUGUUGCAGCACAUGGAGCAAAGACUCAGAGAAGCAGAGCGUGUUGCAGAAUUGGCAGAGAAUGAUGCCAGGCAAAAAGACAAAGAUCUAAUUGACGCGCUUACAAGAAUGAGGGAUUAUGAAACGGGAAUUUAUGGCCUCGAAGAAGCGGUUGCUGAAGUUAAGGAUUUAAAAACACAUCUAAAUAUUAGAGAUCGUGAAAUUGAGGCACUGACCAUAGAUAUAAACAAACUGGAACUGAAGGUGAACGAUAUUCUUGAUGAAAAUGAAGAUCUCCGAGAACGUUUGGGUCUUGAUCCCAAAACUAUAAUUGAUCUGACUGAAUUCAAAAAUGUGAAGACGCUCAAACAACAACAGUACAGAGCUGAAAAUCAGGUUCUUUUAAAAGAGAUUGAACGGCUAGAGGAGGAAAGAAUUGAACUUAAACAGCAAAUUCGUAAGCUGGCGCAAGAGAAAGGAAAAAGAGCUGCGUCUCUUGGUUUGAUAGCUGAUGACUUGUUUUUGAAUUCGAAUUUCCCUGCUGACCUGCAGUCUAGACAAAAAAGCUCCAGCUCCAUGUUGCUGAACAGUACAGAGGAAAUUAGGGGAAAGAACGAGCAUCUGAAAAAACAGUUAAAUGACAAAGAGAGAGAACUAGAACGAAGCGGUAUGAUUACUGCAGAAUUCAAAUUUAAAGUGAAAGAGCUAGCUGAAGAAAAUAAGCAACUUCAACAAGGGAUGGGAGAAAUUUUACAAGCCAUUAAGGACUCUCAGAAAGGAGAUGAAGCUACUCUCAUUAUCCCUAGUCUAGAGCGACUGGUUCAUGCUAUUGAAGCAAAGAAUUCUGGUGGUGUAUUUGAUGCUGGUUUGCACCUGAAAGCCCAAAUUGAUCAACUUGCAGGGAGAAAUGAGGAGUUAAGGCAAGAGCUUAAAGGAUCACGAAAAGAAGCUGCACAUUUUUCAAACCUACUGUCAAAAGCAAAUGAUAAGGUUUUACAUCUUGAAAAGGAAGUUACACUUCUGCGUCAGUCAGAAGGAGCUAACAUUGUGUUCAAAGCUGUGAAUCUUCCUGAAGGAAUGCCUCUCUCCAGCACCAAUCUCAUCAACUCUCUGAACGAGUAUCUCUUGCAUCUUCUACAGGAAAUUGACUUGAAAGAACAAUCUGUGUCGAAGUUAGAGGAAGCACUAGAAGACUACAAGAGAAAAUUUGCAGUGAUACGGCAUCAGCAAGGUCUGAUAUACAAAGAGUAUCAGAGUGAAAGAGAAUCCUGGCAGCUGGAAGUACAGAAGUUCAAAGAAGAAAAUUCCAAACUGACAAGUCAGAAGGAACAGGAUGCAGUACAAGUAAAAGAGUAUAUGAAUUUAUUAGAAACACUAAAGAUGGAGCCAGAUGACAUGAAAAAGCUGCUUGCCGAAAACUCCAGAAAAAUGACUGUACUGCGAGUUAAUGAGAAGUCACUAACUAGGAGAUACACAACAUUGCUGGAAAUGGAACAACAUUUGCGUAAAGAAAAUGACAAACUGAAGAAUGAAAUUUCUGACAUGGAGACUGCUGUAGGAGAAAGGAUUGGAUAUCUGCAGAGAUACAAGGACAUUGCUGCUUAUAAAAUGGCUGCAUUACAAAAGACUUUGGAUGAGUGUGUCCCUUUAUCAGACUUACAAAUGGCCAAUAAACAGUAUAAUGAGCUAACUGCCAAAUAUAGGGACAUGCUGCAGAAGGAUAAUAUACUUGUACAAAGAACAGCAAACCUAGAGCAUUUAGAGCAUGAAAAUACAUCACUGAAUUCACAGAUUUCUUCCUAUGUGAAAGAACUUGAAAUAACUAAAGAAAAACUCAAUACUCUGGAGCAGGUCUGGGAGCACGUAGGUGCAUUAGGAGGUAAUACUGCAAUGGACAAAGCCACCAAAGCAAUAACAAAUAAUGAAAUUGUUUCAAUUUCUAAAAAAAUUACCAUGCUGGAAAUAAAAGAGCUAAAUGAGAGGCAAAGAGCCGAGCAUUCCCAAAAAAUGUAUGAACAUUUGCGAACCACGUUAAUACAAGUAGAGGAACGAAACUUUGAACUUGAGUCCAAGUUUGCUGAGCUUACCAGAAUCAACAUUGAGGCACAGAAAGUAGAACAAGCAUUAAGGGAUGAGCUUUCAAACAGCAUAAGUAAAGUAAUCUCUGAUGCAGACCGAAGAAGAAUUAUGGAGUUGGAGAAAAGUGAAGCGGAACUGAAGGUUGAGAUCUCAAAGUUGCAUAGCCUUUCUGAUAUAGCUAAAGCACAAGUUUCAACGUUAGUUUACCGUCAGCAGUCACGAGAGAAGGAGGUAGAGUCCCUCCGGAACCAAGUGCUGGAUUUCCAGGAUCAAACUGAUGAGAAAGCGCUAAUUGCAAAAUUACAUCAGCAUAUUGUAGCUCUUCAAGUUAGUGAGUCAACUGCUGUAGCAAAGUUAGAGGCCACGACAGCCAAACUGCACAAAUUGGAGGCCUAUAGUUUACGUUUAGAACAGAAAAUUGACGACAAAGAGCAGGCAUUGUAUUAUGCCCGUAUGGAAGGAAGGAACCGAGCUAAACAUCUCCGCCAUACCAUUCAAACACUGAGACGGCAGUUCAGUGGUGCUCUGCCGUUAGCCCAACAAGAAAAGUUCUCAAAGACCAUGAUGGAUUUACAGAACGACAAGCUAAAGACUAUAAGUGAAAUGCAACUUGUUCAACAGCAACGCAGAGAUACAGAGACCCAUGCACUGGAGCUAGAGCUAAAAUUUAAGGGUUUAGAAGAACUUCUUGCCACUCUUAAAGAUGCCAGGGGUGCUCAGAAGGUUACAGAGUGGCACAAGAAGAUGGACGAAAUGCGGCUUCAGGACUUGAAACUUACUCGGGAAUUAAAGCAAAAAAAAGAAGAGAUCAAAUAUUUGAAUAAUAUCCUCUCUGAACAGGAACACACAAUUAGCAAUUUGGAGGAAGAGCUUGUUCAGCAAGGCAAAUUUCAUGAGGAACGUCAAAUGUCCUGGGAUCAAAGAGAAGUAGAACUAGAACGUCAGCUAGAUAUGUAUGAACAGCAGCAACAUGAAGUUCUCAGUACUGCUCGGAAGUUUGAAGAGGCCACAGGAGGAGUUCCUGAUUCUAGUCUACCUCUACCUGAACAACUUGAAAUAGCACUAUGCAGAAUAAAAGAGCAUGUUAGGACCAUCUUGGAAACAAAAACUGUAUGUAGAACACUAGAAGAGAAAAUUAAACAGAAAGAAUCUCUGCUCUGGACAGCAGAACAAAAUGUGCUGAGCCGUGAUAAAGUAAUAAAUGAAUUGAGAUUGCGAUUGCCUGCAGUUAUAGACCAGGAGAAGGUAGUGUCCGAGUUACCCGAGGCUUCACAGUUACGCCAGGUUGCUCAUCAAACUAUUGAAAACAUGCAAGCUCGCCUUAAUCAAAAUGAAGGAGUUCUGAAAAAAUACCAGCAUCUUCUGGCUAAAGCAAGAGAGGAGCAGCAAGAAAGUGCAAAAAAGCAUGCUGAGGAUCUCAGAGUGCUGCAUCAGAAGCUGGACCUGCAUUCAGAUGCCUCCAUUAGCAAAUUUAAGGAGGCUGCCUUGGACUUGAUGAAGAAACCUACUUUACAUAUCCCAUCAAGUGAGCAGCUAAUACGUCUAGCAGAAAUGGAACAGACCGUCAUUGAACAAGACAACUCACUGGCUACACUUUCCAAAAAACUAAAGAAUGUUACAUCACAACUGGACAGGGAGAAGCAAUUACAUAUGGCAAAAAUAAAUGAGCUAGAAACCAACAAAGCCAGGCUUGAAGAAAAUUAUAUUUUGGAAGUAAAAAGACAUAAGAGUGAAGCCGAAGAGCUAAGAAAUCGCGUCUCUGAGAUGGAAAAGGAAAUUCAUUACCUUAACACUGAACUAGAAGCUCAGAAAGAGGCAAAUACCAGAGCUCCAACUGCAACUAUGAAGAAUCUGGUUGAACGUCUAAAAAACCAAGUAAUCCACAAGGAAAAGCAGCAAAAGGCUUUAAGUAAAGCUCUUCUUGCGCUAAGGGCAGAAAUGACAGCUCAUGCUGAACAGCAGAUUAUUUCUGUUGCUGCACAGAAGGAGGAAAAUCUUAACGUUCAGCAGAUCGUUGACCGACAGACCAAAGAUUUAAAGGCACGAAUUGAAGAUUUAAAUGAACAACAGCUAAAGCUAAAAGAAGCAUUGAAAAAUGGCAAGACCAGGGAGAAUAACCUCACAGAAGACCUUGGAAACCUAAACCAGGAGCUGCGAGACAAACAAAAAAUGCUUAAUAAACUGCAAAAAGAAAAAGAUGACGUUGAUAAGGAAAAUGAAGAAUUGAAGAAAAGGCUAAAACGGCUGACAAGCAGCAUACAGAGUAAGUCAGACGUGGAGAGUAAACAGAGCCUGGUCGAUGAACUUCACAAGAAAAUUAAAAGACUAGAAGCGGAGGUAGAGAAAAAAAGUGAGGAAGCUGAAAGAAAACCUCCACGAGAAGAUAAGAGCUCUAAAGAAGAGAUAAUCAAGUGGGAAGAAGGCAAAAAGUGGCAGAAUAAACUGGAGGUAAUGCGCAGCAAGCUAAGGGACAAGGAGAAGGAAGUGGAGUCUCUAACAAAACAGCUGACCACGCUCAAAGAGUUAUACUCCAAAGUUGACCAAGAGAAAUUGGUGUUACAAAAGAGACUCAAAUCUCGUGGUGUAACAGUGGAUCAAGUAGUUGGGGUUCGAACUGUGGAAUCAGAAAGAGAACUGGAAGAGCUCCGGAAAAAAAAUAAUGAAUUAGAAAAUGAAAUUUCUUACAUGAAAACAAAACAAGCUUUACCGCGUGAUUCUGUGGUAGAUGAUCUGCACUUAAAAAAUCAAUCUCUACAAGAAAAGCUUCAGGCAUUGGAACGUCAGAUUUCAAGGGAAAAUCUGUCCAGGCCCUCUACAUCUGGUGUAGGAUCAGAAGAUCAGUCUAUUAGAGAGAUGGAACUUCAGAAAGAGAAUUUGAGACUGUCUUCUGAAAAUGUUGAGCUGCAAUUUCAGCUGGAACAAGCUAUUAAAGACUUACCACGUUUAAAGGAUCAAAUAACUAAUUUAAAAGAAAUGUGUGAUCUUCUCAAAAAAGAUAAACUGGAAGCUGAGCGUAAACUUGGAAAUGUGCGAGGGUCUGGAAGAAGCGGUAAGACCAUGCCAGAGCUGGAAAAGACUAUUGGUCUGAUGAAACGGGUGGUUGAAAAAGUACAAAGAGAGAAUGAGGAACUUAAAAAGGCCCCUGGCAUUGUAACAAAUGAAAAAUUAUCAAAUCUAGAGCUGGAAAAUGAAAGACUUAAGUCAGAACUUGAAAAGCUGCAGCUCCAUGUAGGUGGACAGCUAAGUACGAGAUAUGAAGCAAAGACAAAAGGCAUGGAAAAAGUCAUUGCUGAAAAUGAGAGACUUCGUAAAGACUUGAAAUCGGAAACUGAAACUUCAGAAAAAUUAAGAAUAGCAAAAAGAAAUUUAGAAGUUAUUAAUGAAAAAUUGUCAACACACUUAGAAGAAACCAGAAAUAAAUUGAGCUUUGCAGAAAGCAGGGGACCACAACUGGAAGGAGCAGAAAGCAAAGCCUGGAAAUCUGUGGUCGUAAGCAAGAUGUAUGAAACAAAAAUGAAGGAGGUGGAAGCAGAACUUAUUAAGAAAAAUUACAGUAUUGUUGAUCUGAAAAGGCUAUUGAGAGAAGCAACUGAGCGUGAACAGAAAACAGAACAAACAAUACGGCACCUAAAAGAUGAAAUUGAUGUACUGAAGCAUUUUCCUGAAGGUGCAAAGACAAGUGAAGGCCUUACCACAGAUUUUCAGAUUCUCCGAUUGGCCAAUAAUCGCUUAGAAAGUGAAAAGUCUGAGCUGGUUCACCAGCUGCAAAUAUAUAAACAACAAAUUGGGCCUGAUAAAGUACAUGAAAGUGAAAGAACACACAACAAGUUGAUGGCGGAAGUAGUAGAUCUCCAAACAUACAUUAAAACUUCAGAUCUGGAGAAACAACACUUUAAGGAUGAGAUUAAAAGGUUGAAAAAGGAACUUGAAAACUUUGAUCCUACAUUUUUUGAAGAGAUUGAAGAUCUAAAGUAUAACUAUAACGUAGAAGUUAAAAAGAAUAUUCUCCUUGAGGAAAAGCUUAAGGCUCUUUCACAACAGUUUGGGGUUCAUAUUCACAUUCCAACCAAUGUGGAUUGCUGAGGUAAUAGUCACAAUAGGGUGUAUGUUUUGCCAGUUUUCUAGAAAACAUGUUACUACAUACUGUACUGUAGUAACGCAUUUAGAGUCACUUUUAAAAAGGUAUGUUAAAAACAAAAAUGGUACAUUUAUUGAUGUCAUUACCAAGAUAAAGCAGGUUAAGGAGCUUAAAAAUAUGUAUAUAGUAUGUUACGGAGACAUGAAUACAGGGUCCAUAUCUUUUCAAUAAAUAUAUUCUAUACAAAUUACUGAUUUAUAGUCGCAAUUCCACUGCGUGCCAUUAUGGCUACAUCCUAUUGCUGAGUACAGGUUGAGUAUCCCAUAUCCAAAUAUCCGAAAUACGGAAUAUUCCGAAAUACGGACUUUUUUGAGCGAGAGUGAGAUAGUGAAACUUUUGUUUUCUGAUGGCUCAAUGUACACAAACUUUGUUUAAUACACAAAGUUAUUAAAAAAUAUUGUAUUAAAUGACCUUCAGACUGUGUGUAUAAGGUGUAUAUGAAACAUAAAUGAAUUGUGUGAAUGUAGACACACUUUGUUUAAUGCACAAAGUUAUAAAAAAUAUUGGCUAAAAUUACCUUCAGGCUGUGUGUAUAGGGUGCAUAUAAAACAUAAAUGCAUUCUGUGCUUAGAUUUAGGUCCCAUUGCCAUGAUAUCUCAUUAUGGUAUGCAAUUAUUCCAAAAUACGGAAAAAUCCGAUAUCCAAAAUACCUCUGGUCCCAAGCAUUUUGGAUAAGGGAUACUCAACCUGUAAUAUAAAGAGUAUGCUCAUACAGAUUUUUAAUAAAGAAAAAACAAAGCAUACUAUACUUAUUUUUUUCAGACUGUGUAACAGUUUAGAGGUUUUCAAACUUUGUAGGAAUACAUUUUUCACAUUUUGUUAUUUUAUACACAUCUGUAAAUUAGCAAUGCACUAAAUGAUCCUCCUAGGGUUGUAUGUUUAUAGGAUGUCAUUUGUUUUUUAUUUAAAUAAAAGAUUAUUUUUUCCCA
Messenger RNA from Pseudophryne corroboree (corroboree frog), 8753 nucleotides. It is a transcript of the gene CEP290, whose product is annotated as centrosomal protein 290. The transcript is spliced from 53 exons. Gene Ontology annotation, biological process: camera-type eye development; ciliary transition zone assembly; non-motile cilium assembly. Bases 426 to 7769 code for a protein of 2447 amino acids. The record is from RefSeq and is a predicted model, not a curated record. Lineage: Eukaryota; Metazoa; Chordata; Amphibia; Anura; Myobatrachidae. Gene Ontology annotation, cellular component: centriolar satellite; ciliary transition zone.